AUGAGCUUGUCACCAUUGCCGAAUAUUCGAAUGUAUUGGGCACCUGAAUUGGGUAUUCCUCUGAUUAUGGAGACAAUGUCUCUAAAUCAUUUCAAAAAAAUCUGCCAGUUCCUGCAUUUCAAUGACAACACCGCGCAAUCACCCUCAGGUACACCAGGUCAUGAUCGUUUACAUAAAAUCAGGCCAGUAUUGGAAACAUUGAAAAAGAAAUGUUUAAGUAUCCCUAAAAGAGAGGCACUAUCUGUUGACGAGCAAAUGUGCGCGACGAAAGCUUCCAAUAUUCUGCGCCAAUACCUUCCAAAUAAGCCACAUAAAUGGGGGUAUAAAUUGCUGGUUCUAUGCGAUGAUCGUGGCUUUGCUUACGAUUUUGAAAUUUAUUCAGGAAUGGAGAACGAUCCAGAACUAAGGGAUUCAAGUGAGCCAGACUUGGGAGCGAGUUCAAAUAUCGUUGUACGCUUAGCUAGGUGCAUACCCAGGAACCAACAAUACCGGUUAUUCUUUGAUAAUUAUUACACGUCACCGGAAUUGAUUUCAUAUUUGGCCAAAGAAGGAAUCUUAUCGCUGGGGACUGUGAGCAAAGGUCGUUUGGGAAAGGAUGUUCAAAUCCCUUCCCUAAAAGAUCUAAAAAAAGAUAAGGUGGAGAGAGGUUUUUCUGAGGAAUGGGUGGCAAAUGUUGAUGGUACAGACAUUGUAACAGUGAUGUGGUAUGAUAACAAACCAGUUGUCUUAUCAUCGUCUUUCGUGGGCCAAGAGCCAAUACAAUUAGUAAGAAGGUACUGCAAGAAACAGAAGAAAUAUAUACAGGUAGAUUGUCCCCAAAUUGUAAAAGUAUAUAACCAGCAUAUGGGAGGUGUGGACCUACUGGAUUCGUUCCUGGGAAAAUAUAAAAUAAAAAUAAGGACGAAAAAAUGGUAUUUGAGGCUUUUUUAUCAUCUUAUUGAUGUUAUUGUCGUAAAUAGCUGGUUACUGUACAGAAGAGUUGGGGAGCAAAAGCAAACGCCAACCCCACUAAAGCUGAAGGACUUCAAAUUUGACCUAGGAAAAAGUUUGUGCAUGUGUGGGCCAUCAAUCACUAAGAAAAGAGGCAGACCAUCAAGUAUGUCUGAUCAAAUAGAAAUAAAGAAAAAGAAGCCAAAUACGGCAAUCUUACCCCCUCGUGAAGUCAGAUGUGACGGGUUUGAACACUUUCCAAUUUGGGGUCAAAAAAGGCAGCGCUGUAAAUACCCUGGUUGCAAAGGAAAAACAUUUAUAUCUUGUGAAAAAUGUCGAGUUGAACUCUGCUUCAAUAAAGAUAAUAAUUGUUUCAGAAACUUUCACCAAUAG
Molecule: messenger RNA, 1323 nt
Organism: Parnassius mnemosyne (clouded apollo)
Lineage: Eukaryota; Metazoa; Arthropoda; Insecta; Lepidoptera; Papilionidae
Source: the annotation of a GenBank genome assembly